Molecule: messenger RNA, 613 nt
Organism: Myotis lucifugus (little brown bat)
Lineage: Eukaryota; Metazoa; Chordata; Mammalia; Chiroptera; Vespertilionidae
Gene: PGPEP1L
Product: pyroglutamyl-peptidase I-like
Biological process (GO): proteolysis
Source: RefSeq, a predicted model, not a curated record
AUGGGAAAACAAGGGCUCAAGAUCAAGCUCACCGUGCACGUGGGCGUGGACGCCGCCGCCAAGGCCGUGGUUCUCGAGCAGCGCGGCCGGAACCGCGGGUAUCGCGAGACCGACGUCCGUGGCUUCCGGCCCGAGCACGGCGUGUGUCCGGAUGGCCCGGAAGUGAUUGAGUCGCGGGUCAACAUGAAGGCGGUCAGCAGGCGCGUGGCUGUGGAGGGCGUGGAGGUGAUGUUCUCCCGUGAUGCGGGCAGAUACGUCUGCGAUUACACCUACUACCUGUCUUUGCAUCUCGGAGAUGGGCGUGCGGCGCUCAUCCACGUGCCCCCGUUGUCUCCGGGGCUCCCCGCCAGCCUGCUGGGAAAAGCCCUGCAAGCCGUCAUCCAGGAGAUGCUGGAGGAGGAGUUGUUACAGAGAUGCAGUGAGAGAAUGGAGGUGAAGGUCCCUCAGUGAUGGGAGGCCACCAGGCUGCUGCCGGACCCGUGAGGAGGAAGAGGAACGGCCCUGCUGGACCUGAGGUCUCAGGAAGUGGCACGGUGGGGACAGGUCCUCCUAACACUUCUGAAGACCCAGCGCCUUCACGCUUCUGAGGACAGGUGCAGAGCUCACCACAGCA